GUAAUGCUGCAGUGUAACCAUUGGCAACACUGUUUGAAAUCAAUAAAGAUGGCGACCGGCUCGAUUGUUCGCGUGGGAAGGAUGUGGAGAAAGUUAGUGGAAACAUUCUUUCGUUGGAGACAGUUUAAUAUGCCAGGGGAACCUCUGUCAUUUGCUUUAGAUAUUCCGGGAAAAAGUUUAACAAAUAAUUUAUCUACCAUCAGAAGAGUCGACGCACUGAAACAGAUCUUGGACGACGGGUUUCUGUGGGCGGUUCCUCGCAACAGAAGAACCAUAGAACGUCGUCUCACGAGGAAAAUGGGCAGAAUUGAAAUAUUUUUUAGAGGAAAAUUUCCAAAACAGAACUUGAUCAUUUGUAAUACUUGUGGUCAUUAUCACGAAGCUCAUACCAUUUGUGGUAAUUGUUGGAAAAGAGUUAAAGAGGAAACCGAAGCAAUGCAAGAAGCAAUUCAGAAAGAGCUGAAAUUGGAACCCGUGGAGAAAGAAGUGGUGGUCUUUUACACAGACGACGAUCCACGAGCGAAAAAUAACUCUGAAAAUAAAAAAGUGGUCGAAAUUCCGAGAGAGCGGCCGGAUUGGUUCAGUAAGAAUCUUCUGACCAAAACAAACAGUUGAUAAUUCUUGCAAAAAAUACAAUUUUAAGUUUAGAACGUUAUUGUAAGCCACGAAGAUUUAAAAUUGUCUACAAAGUUAUAAUUGUUUAAUUAUUCAACGAGAUUAAAGUAGUUUUUUAUUAAAAUUAAUUAAUUAUUUAUUAAACAAAUAUUAAUUUACAUUUAUAAGAGCUGAUUAGCAGUUCAUAAUUCAUUUUUUCACAACAUUGAAACACAUCAAAUGUCUGAAAAGUUACUGUCCGUGAGUAAAGAUUUAUGUUAAGUUUUAUGUGAUAUGGCAGUUUUUUCUAUGCCAGAAAUGUCCCCAGAGGCCCCAAAAUCUGGGGGGGUCCAGAGACCUAGUGGGCCAGAUUUCACCAGAGAUUAAGCAGUCACAAGUGAGUGGUGACUGACACCACUUACUACAAAGUGGAGACGCAAGAUGUACAACUUACGGGUCUUGUAUGCAAUGUCGUACGUAUAACUUUAAUGUCAUUACAAACUUCUCGCUGCACGGUAACCUUAUGGACAUUCUGUAUCAUUAAACCAUUGACAGUAUUGAAUAAAAAUAUUUAGAUUUUGUUUAGAUUUGGAUAUAACAUUUUUUUGGGGGAUAAUUUUGAAAUAAUUUUAAUUUAUUUUUAUAGAAAUUACAUAGAGCAAAAUAUUUUACUUAUGAAUAAUAAACAGGGACUUUGUAAAAAUAAGUAAGACGGGAAAACUGAAGUUUUUGCUUAAUUUACAUUGUUUAUUACACUUAUUUUUCUAUUUUCUUUUUCCAUACUUCUCCUACAACAUUAUCUUGUUUAAUAUGUAAUCAUUUUAACUUUCUUUUUAUUCUUCUGAUUUUUAUAUAUUUAAAUCGGUGCUUUUACUGUAAUUAAUUUCUUCUUUUUCCCUGUACUGUAUUAUUUUUGUUAUAGACUUCGGUAAUGAUAAUAUUGCUAGUGUUUUCUUCUCCGUUAAAUGUAUUUUAAAGUAAUUCAUAUCCAUUAAUUGCUCUUGAAUCUCACCUUGCAAUUUAUCUUUUAGGACGUUUUUCCAAUGUUGGUCUUCUGGAGUAUGUUUUCGUAGUCUCUUAUGAUGUUUAUACUAUGGUUAAUAUUUUUUUUAUUGUGAGUUCUGUCAAUUCUGGACCAAUUACAGAUCCCAUACUUAUGCCUAUUUCUUGUGUGUAAAAAUUAUCAUUCGUAAAAAAAUAAUUACUUGUGUAAGUAAAUUCAGUAAGUUUUAUUAUGUGAUUAGUUCCAUUUGUUUACUGAAAUUCUUACAAUUACAUUUAAAGGAGGAAAGUAAAAAUUGAAUUUCACGAUAAGAGAAAAAAUAUAAUAAUUGAAAUUUUACACGGAUUAAUUUGUUUACUAAAAUUAAAUUUGGUACGUAAAUAUCGAGACUGCUCGGUACAAUAAUAUAAAUAUUUUUUAAAGUUUCUAGAAUUAACUUGUAAAAUAAAUGUUUUAGAAAGUAGAGGGUGUCACAAAGGCUUCCAUUUGUAUUAUUAAUAAACGAGACUCUGUGUUUGAUAAUUUUGUGAUCGUAAAGUUAUACUAUUUAUCAAAAGUAAUUAGAUUAAAUUGUUAAGAAUUAGUAAUUAUCGUACAGUCACGUGUAAAAGACGUCAAAUGUUACAACAACGGUGCACUGUAAUGCCAACCAUGGCAGAAAUACGCUGAUUGGCCGGUUUAGGAAAAACGUCACGACUGAAUUUACCGUUAGGUGAAUAGGAAGUGAACCCUCUAGAUAUGCUACAAAUGAGCUUAUUGCUUAGUUUGUCUUUGUCACCGUUCUGAAUCAGACAAAUGAAACAUUUGGUAAGUACCUUAAAUAUUGUAAAAAUACUCAUUUUUAUAUUAAUGUUAGAAGUGAAUGUAUAUUUGACACAAACAUAUAUGAUAAUUUGAAUCUUUGUUUUAUAUCCUGUUAUUUUUCUAAUGCAUUCAUGUUGAUACUCUCUUAACAACUUGUUUUUGUUUACAGAAAAUGGCCAAAAUACAAAACGAGUCUCGUCGGCAAACAACAGAAAUAUGUCAAAUAUCUGAACACUUUUCGAACUUAUUAGCAGAAUUGCAGAAAUAAUUCAUUACAUGUUUCAAUACCUGGAAGACGAAGAAUUAUUAGUAUGCAGACGUGUCUGUACAAGAUGGAGAGACGUGGACGGAAUCGUGUAUCACAAAGUACCACUGCUAAUUAUUAUAAAGGAUGUUCCAGUUGAUUUGUAACGUAAGAAUCGGAGAAACUACAUCUUUACGUUUAUUUAACAACAACUUUCAAUACGAUUGGUCUGGAGAUACGGUUGUCUUCUAAGAACCAAUUAGUCUGUCCAAACAUGAAGGAAUGUCUUUGUUUUCAUCAUUCAACUGGUGGGUGAGAAAGUUACAUGAGGAAGUACAGUCAUUCCCAGUGUCUCAAAUUUUCAUGCACGGAAGAAACGAUAAAACUAAGUGAUAAUUUGAAAUAUUGAUGUUAAGAGAUAGCUGAUUUUUCACAUAAUAUGGGGCCACUAACAAGAGAAAGAAACUUUGUGUACUCUGUGGCACAGAUUUUCCAAAUAUACUAUUUGAAGAAAAAGCAUUUCAACUGGAAAAAAAAUCUAAUUCAACCAGUAAUUGACUAAGCAUUUAUGUGGAAAAGUGAUCAGCAAGUAUGCCUCUUAAUUCCCUCUAUUGUUACCUGUUUUUUGGAUGCAAAACACAUGCCAGUAAUCACCGUUGCCGAACGGAAGAAUGUAAAAGUGUAUGAGCUACA
Centruroides sculpturatus (bark scorpion) is the source of this 3338-nucleotide messenger RNA. It is a transcript of the gene mRpL32, whose product is annotated as 39S ribosomal protein L32, mitochondrial-like. The transcript is spliced from 5 exons. Bases 4 to 615 code for a protein of 203 amino acids. Gene Ontology annotation, molecular function: structural constituent of ribosome. The record is from RefSeq and is a predicted model, not a curated record. Lineage: Eukaryota; Metazoa; Arthropoda; Arachnida; Scorpiones; Buthidae. Gene Ontology annotation, biological process: translation. Gene Ontology annotation, cellular component: mitochondrial large ribosomal subunit.